CUGGCCAGGGGCUCGCACCCCGCGCACUGCGUGCUCUUCCUGGCGCUGCUCGUGGUCACCAACGUACGCUCGCUGCAGGUGCCCCAGCUGCAGCAAGUCGGCCAGUUGGCGCUGCUCUUCAGCCUCACCUUCGCGCUGCUGUGCUGCCCCUUCGCGCUCGGCCGCCCCGCGGGGAGCCACGCCGGCGCGGCUUCGGGGCCGGCGACCGCCGACCAGGGCAUGUGGCAGCUCCUGCUGGUCACCUUCGUGUCCUAUGCCCUGCUGCCCGUGCGCAGCCUUCUGGCCAUCGGCUUCGGGCUCGUGGUGGCCGCCUCGCACUUGCUGGUCACAGCCACCUUGGUACCCGCCAAGCGCCCGCGUCUCUGGAGGACGCUUGGUGCCAAUGCCCUGCUCUUCCUCAGUGUGAACAUGUACGGGGUCUUCGUGCGGGUCCUGGCCGAGCGCUCCCAGCGGAAAGCCUUCCUGCAGGCCCGGAACUGCAUCGAAGAUCGGCUGAGGCUGGAGGACGAAAAUGAGAAGCAGGAGCGGCUGCUCAUGAGCCUUCUGCCCCGGAAUGUUGCCAUGGAGAUGAAGGAGGAAUUUUCGGAGUUGCCACAGCGAAUUAUCCACUUUUCACCUAGGCCUUUCUCUUGCAGCAUCCUCUUCGCGGACAUCGUGGGCUUCACGGGGCUGGCAUCGCAGUGCACGGCCCAGGAGCUGGUCAAGCUCCUCAAUGAGCUCUUCGGCAAGUUUGACGAACUGGCCACGGAGAAUCACUGUCGCCGUAUCAAGAUCCUCGGGGACUGUUAUUACUGCGUGUCUGGCCUCACCCAGCCCAAGACCGACCACGCCCACUGCUGCGUGGAGAUGGGCUUGGACAUGAUUGACACCAUCACGUCUGUGGCCGAGGCCACCGAGGUGGACCUGAACAUGCGCGUGGGGCUGCACACAGGCAGGGUCCUCUGCGGGGUCCUGGGCCUACGCAAGUGGCAGUAUGACGUGUGGUCCAAUGAUGUGACCCUGGCCAACGUCAUGGAGGCGGCUGGCCUGCCCGGGAAGGUCCACAUCACGAAGACGACCCUGGCAUGCCUGAACGGGGACUACGAGGUGGAGCCGGGUCAUGGACACGAGAGGAACAGUUUUCUGAAAGCUCACAACAUUGAGACUUUCUUCAUUGUGCCAUCGCAUCGGCGGAAGAUAUUUCCAGGGCUGAUCCUCUCUGACAUAAAACCAGCCAAGAGGAUGAAGUUCAAGACUGUGUGCUACCUGCUGGUACAGCUGAUGCACUGUCGGAAGAUGUUCAAGGCGGAAAUCCCCUUCUCCAACGUCCUGACAUGUGAGGACGAUGACAAGCGGAGGGCGCUGAGAACCGCAUCGGAAAAGCUGCGAAACCGCUCAUCCUUCUCCGCGAAUGCCGUCUACACCACCCCGGGCACGCGUGUCAACAGGUACAUCAGCCGCCUUCUAGAAGCGCGCCAGAUGGAGCUGGAGAUGGCGGACCUGGACUUUUUCACCCUCAAGUACAAGCAGGCCGAGCGGGAGCGCAAGUACCACCAGCUCCAGGACGAGUAUUUCACCAGUGCCGUCAUCCUGGCUCUCGUCCUGGCUGCCUUGUUCGGCCUCGUCUACCUGCUCAUCAUCCCGCAGAGCCUGGUCCUCCUGCUGCUGCUGGUCUUCUGUAUCUGCUUCCUGGUGGCCUGUGUCCUGUACCUUCAUGUCACCCGGGUCCAGUGUUUUCCAGGCUGUCUGACGAUUCAGAUCCGCACAGUCUUGUGUAUCUUCGUCGUGGUCUUGAUCUACUCUGUGGCCCAAGGAUGUGUGGUGGGCUGCCUGCCCUGGUCCUGGAGCUCCACACCCAACGGGUCCCUGCUGGUCCUGACGCCGAGUGGCCGGAAUGCUGUGCUGCCCACCGCGCCCUGCGAGUCGGCGCCCCACGCCCUGCUCUGUGGCCUCGUGGGUACCCUCCCGCUGGCCAUCUUCCUGCGGGUGUCCUCCCUGCCCAAAAUGAUCCUGCUCCUCGUGCUCACCACGUCCUACAUCCUGGUCCUGGAGCUCAGUGGCUACACUAGGGUCCCCGGGGGCGGCGCGGCCUCUGGGCGCAGCUUCGAGCCCAUCAUGGCCAUCCUGCUGUUUUCCUGCACCCUGGCCCUGCACGCCCGGCAGGUGGACGUCAAGCUGAGGCUGGACUACCUCUGGGCGGCACAGGCCGAGGAGGAGAGGGACGACAUGGAGAGGGUGAAGCUGGACAACAAGAGGAUUCUCUUCAACCUCCUGCCGGCCCAUGUGGCUCAGCACUUCCUCAUGUCCAACCCCCGGAACAUGGACCUGUACUACCAGUCCUACUCCCAAGUGGGCGUCAUGUUUGCCUCCAUCCCCAACUUUGACGACUUCUACAUCGAGCUGGACGGCAACAACAUGGGGGUGGAGUGUCUGCGUCUCCUGAACGAGAUCAUUGCAGACUUUGACGAGCUCAUGGACAAAGACUUUUACAAGGACUUGGAGAAGAUCAAGACCAUUGGGAGCACCUACAUGGCCGCCGUGGGACUGGCACCCACCACCGGGACCAAGGCCAAGAAGUGCAUCUCCUCUCACCUGAGCACCCUGGCGGACUUCGCCAUCGAGAUGUUUGACGUCCUGGACGAAAUCAACUACCAGUCUUACAACGACUUUGUGCUCCGAGUGGGCAUCAACGUCGGCCCUGUGGUGGCCGGGGUGAUUGGGGCUCGGAGGCCGCAGUACGACAUCUGGGGAAACACGGUCAACGUGGCCAGUCGGAUGGACAGCACCGGCGUCCAGGGCAGAAUCCAGGUGACCGAGGAGGUUCACCGGCUGCUGCGCAGUGGGACCUACCGCUUUGUAUGCCGCGGGAAGGUCAGCGUCAAGGGCAAGGGUGAGAUGCUGACAUACUUCCUGGAAGGCAGGACGGAUGGAGAUGGCUCCCAAGGCAGGGAGCGGAAAAUUUGUGGCUAUGGGCGAGCUGGCCUCCAGAGCAGACUGGGCACAGGCCUACCCCCGGUGUCCCCCAUGGCCGGCCUCCCGGUCAGAGCCGGGCUGGGGGCUCUGCAGGGCUCAGGGCUCCCCCCGGGUCCCCAUGGCCAGCACUUGCCCCCCGGAGCAGCUGGGAAGGAGGCUUAGCAGAGCCCACGCUGGCCGCUGAGGGCUCAGGGCACCAAUGCACGGGGUAUCUGGGCCUCGGGGGCCCGGCUGCUGGCAGGGCUGCCGAAGGGGAGCCGUCCAGCAUGACCCGAAGCGGCCAGGCAGUGAUGGGCUGGGGCAGCUCUCCCCUAGUGGAUGCUGAGGUUUUCACGGGACCGUGCUCGCUCAGUCCCCUCCUCGGUGGCAGAGAAGGGGCAGCUGCCUGGGAGCAGCCGGCUCAGCAGCUGGCUCUGGGACCUUCAGAACAUCCUGGGGGGGCCGCGGCCUUCCGUUCAGCGGCAGCUGUGGGGUGUGGCUGGCAGGGUGUGAGUGCGAGGCAACCCCAGGCAGAUGCCCUUGAAUCCUGCGUGGUGGGGCCUGCGUGGCCAGAAGCCAGGCCUCGCUCGGCAGGGCCAUGAGGGCAGGAACUGGCCCGGAUGGCUGGGCCCUCGAUGGGCGGCUUUUGGGGAGAACGAAGCCACUGCCUCACAACGCAGGUGGUGGGGCCGCCUCCUUGCUGAGAGCCAGAGGCGGGUCUUCUGGAACUCACAGGCCCCGAGCUGUGUCUCUGCGUCCAGCAUCCUUGCCGCUCUGCUCUGCGCUGUCCCUCGGUCCCCCGAUGGCAUUGUCUCCUAUGGACCUAACCCUGCCAUCACUGUGCCCGUCGCCACGGGCUCCCAUACUCACAACAGCACGAGCCUGCGUGGAUUUCGAAACCAGCGACCCUCACAAUCCAGAGAAAGCCUCCCGGGCACCCAGACCUGGAGUCUCGGAGUGAGUUUGGGGCAGGUGCAGACCGAGGACGCCCAGGAUGUGCUGCUGGGGCACAGGGCGGUGGCAGGGGGAAAGGAUGGGCCACAAAUACCUGGAUGAGGCAUUGGGGGGCCUCAGCUCUGACCGUAGGGGGAAGGCUGUUUAGCACGGGAGGGGGAUCUGGGCAGACAAGUUGGGGGACCACAGCCUGACCUGCAGCUCCAGUACACGGUGUGGGGUGCCCUGGGGAGAGCCCCAUGCCAGCCGAGGCCAAUGAAUGGGCCUGGGGGGUCCUGCUCCCUGGGGGAUGUCUUCAGGCUGCUCCCACUGUAGGCCUGUGAGGCACGGUGUGCUCUGUGGGGGAGCUCGACCCUGCCCAUGUGUGUUGCCAGGCGCGGAGGGCCCCACGGGGCAGCCAGUGCGGUCAGCCACCAGGCUGUGUGGGGACAGGACAGCAGUCCACGGCCUCCCUCCUGAGAACAACAAGCUCUUUGCUAGGCCAGCAACAGCCACCGGUACAUCGAGGGUCUCAGUGGCCCAGCCACCCCAGCCAGCCCAUAUUUAGAGGUCAUGGCAUGAUUCCUUCAGGAGAAACCGAGUCAUCUUAAGAGUGCUGUGAGCACGUGGCCAUGUGCCCCACUGGAGGGUUGAGGACCUGGCCCAACUUCCACCCAGAGCAGGCCGGGGGCCGGGGGAAUGGGGGAUGGCAUGUGGCCUGACCCGUGAAUGUGCUGUCACACGGCAAAGGGGGCUUCCCAGGAAUGGAGGGUACGGGCCUUCAGCCGGGGCUGGGCCUGCGUUCCCCGGUGGCUUCAGCAGGACCGAAUGUCCCCUCGAAGUGGACGCAGAGGCAGGACGGUCAGGAUGGUCAGGACGGCAAGAGCAUGAGGUGGUUGUUUAAAGCUUCGGUCCCGGCCCUCAGGCAGCAGAGAUGGGCUGGUCACACUCACAGACACACAUGGCAGAUUCCGUGUCCCCCCGAGCCAUCUGGACACAGGUGGACACCCAUGAGACUCUCAGCAGCGCCCCCAGCCUGGCCGGGCCCGGACCCAGGGUCCACAGAAUCAGGAGCUCCGGAGCCCCACCAUGCGCUGCUGCCUGUAAGCCGGCCACUACAGCCACCGCUGGCGGCAAGGGCCCCGGCUCCACAAGCAAGUGGCCUCAUGACUCCCUGGGGCACGGGGGCUGGUGCAGCCUCGGCAGUGGGGUGUGUGACGUCUUCCUCCGUGUUUGGGAAGGGACUGUGUGGUUUUGCCUUAUUUAUUUGUACUCGUGUACAGCAAUCGGACAAACAUUCGCCUUUCGAGUGGGGUCUUCUCUGAAUUAUUUGAGAUGCUCUGUAAAUAGCACACCAUUUCCUGCAGCAUCCGUUCGCUCCUGCUGGAAAAUGAGGACAGCCGCCACCCGUGCGGAUGUCACCCUUUACCCAGAUGUGUGAUGUCACCCUUUAACCAGAUGUGUGAUGUGCCAUGUCCUCCAAGGCCCUGUGCCCCUGCUUGGGGGAAGCCAAGCCCUGUUUGGGAGGCACUUUGGGGGUGUCCCUUGGUGUCCCUCCACCCCGUGUGCUGCUUACACCCAACCUCAGUAGACUAGAAAGCAGCCCCAAACUUCCAGAUGCUUCCACGGACCAUGGAACUGGGUGGUCCACUCCUUGGGGCCUGUGUCCUGCAGGACGGAGCCCCCCACAGACCAGGCCCCCUGAGCCUGCACGUUUAUGAAACUCCAAAGCCACCAGCGCUUCCAGACACCUUCUGUCACUAGAAGCAAUAACAACUCGAACAUGGGAACCAAGCCCGGUGCAGAGCCGACCGUUAACCGAGACACAAGCCAUUGCACGCGUGUGCCCGAGCCAAGCCAUGCUGUGGGGGGCUCACACCCAUACAGCCCCCCCAGUCCUCCCUCCAGACCCAGUUCAGGCUCCCCUGUGGGCUUUGCUGUCAGUGCCCCAGGCACAGGGAGCGGAGGGAGACAGGAAGGGCAGGCCUGGGUGUGUGCACAUCUGUGACUCUCCUUACCCUGUCCCCCUGCCUGUCCUCCCUGGUCAGCCUGGGUGACACAUAGGCUUUGUGCUCAGAGAGGACCCAGCCAGCCUGCAGAGGCACAUACCCUGGGUCACCCGAGGCACCAUGCUGGGCCCAGUCAUCAGCCUGGACAUUCCAAGCCCCUGCUUUGUCCUGCCCAAGAAGGAAGGGUCCAGCUGGCCUCAUGCUUCCUUGCCCUAGUCAGGCGAACCUGUCUCCAUCCCAGUGUGUGCCAUGUCCCUGUGAUUCUCUGAGUCAGGGUGCCUGCUGGGCCCUCCCUGGGAGGCAGGCCCCACCCACCCCACAGGUGCUCCCCUCCCCCCACCACGGGCACUGAGCAGUUCCCUGACCAGCUGGGUCACAGCCGCACCACUGGCCUGUGGCAUUCUGAAGCAUGUGCAGGCCUGUUGGCUGUAUGGAAAGUCACCCCUGGAAACUGACUUGGGCCUGAUUUUGUAGCGGCUUCGAUUAAAAACAGGUAACAAAACAACAAAAAGUCAACCUCAGAAGCUGUUGGUUUUAAAACGUUUGGUUUGGUGACAUAAGUAAGGGGCAGGUGUGGUGGGCUGGAAGCAGAGGGCGUGGCCGUGUCCUGGGGCCAGGACAUCCUGCCUGCCCAGCUGCCUUUGCUUUGAAAACUCACUGAGGGAGGGAAGCUUGAGCCCCACCCCCUCUGAGGGGAUGUGGGAAACACGUGGGAGUCUAAGGAGUCUACUCCCACCUGCAUGUCCGGCCAGGAUGGACUCAGGAGGUGUGGGGUCAGCGCCGACAGCUGGUCCCGGGGAGUGCCCGCUGCAGUGCACCCUGUCGCAGCCCCAGGCCCCGUGCUCUUGGGCGCUCCCGGGGGCCCGGCUCAAGGCCGGCUGCUGUCUGUGUGGACCCAUAGGCAGGUCCUGUGGCACCCAGGGAUGCGUGGCACCUGCUGGUCCAGCUCAUGGGAGUACAUGUGACUGCAGGGGCCACACGUGGGGACGAGGGCUGCCUAAACAGCUUUGUGAUACCGACUCCUACAUUUGCAUUUCGUAAUUCCCUGCAUAUGUAGCCCAUCUGCUCCUCGUCAGAUGUGUUCAUAUAGUUAAACCAUGACUGCUGGGCUGCAGCCACCGUGUGCUCACAUUGGCACAUGUGUGCAUGUAUAUGCUCAAGUGUGCACGUUCCUGCGUGGGUGUGAAAUGUGCCUGUGCACAUACGUGUGUGUGCAUGUGUUUUCCUGAAUGGGCAUGGAAUGUGAUGCAUGUGUGCACACGUGUGCACGUGUUUAUGGGUGAGUGCAUGUGCGUGCAUGCACGCCCAUGCAUGGGUGUGAAAUGUGUGUGCACGCAUGUUCCUGCAUGGGUGUGAAGCGUGCAUGCGUGUGCACAUGUGCAUGUACCUGCAUAGGUAUGAAGUGUGUGCAUGUGUGCAUGCACACACAUGCACAUGUGUGUUCUUGAAUGAGUAUGGACUUGUGUAUGUGCUCUGUAUGUGUGUAUGUGCACACACAAUCUGGCAUAAGCAAAAUACAAGCCAGUCGCGUGUACCUGGGCCUAGGAUGGAUUCACAAAGACUGGACUGACUUGGGGGCAGCCAGCCCGCCCCUGGGCAUCUGGUGGGCCUGGCCCUGCAUGCCCUGCCUUGAUUUCCCUUAGAAAUCCAGAGUGUGAGAGGAGAGAGGAGGAGCAGAGCAGCCAUGACCCCUGCGCAGUGCCUGUCUCCAGCGGGGGACAGGAGCAGAGUGUUUCUUCCUGAAAUUUCUGGAACCUUCCAUCUGCCAUGUCCAGGCAGAAGCCCAGGGCUGCCGAGGCAGCAAAUCGCCCCAUGUUUCCUUGUUCGAUGGGGCUUUCUGUGUUGGGUUGUUGGGCUCCUUGUGCAUGGAGGCCGUGGAGGGAGCUGUGGGUGCAGGCGUGGGCACAGGCAUCCUGGGUGAGGCACUGGUGGGGAGCAGGGCACUUGCCCGGCCUCCCGGCUCCAUGGCCAGGUGCCCUGACAUCGGCUGCCCCGCUGCCGAGCAGACAGACGUCCACGCACAGGGUCCUCUUGGGUGACGUUCUCAGUUGUCAAUGCGCCGGACACGGGGGCGGCCAUGCCCAGUGAGUGAGGGCGUUCUGGACACAACCCUCAAUUCCUGGAUGCCAUCCGCGCAUUCCUCCCCACGCACCACUGGAUUCUGUAGUUUCUGCACUGGUAACCGUGGGAGAGGCUGGGGUGAAAACCCAUCUGGACUUCACCGCAUGCUCACAGAGGAAAGAAACCCCAUCUCCUUGGGGGCUCUCAGGGCCCCUUCCCCAAGCUGCGCCCACUGAUCGCCACGCAGGUGUGGUUAUGGCCCCCACAGUGUUGUCAGGCAUCUGGGGCUCAGAGAGGUUAUUGGCUUGAGCAACGUCACACAGUGCAGAGGGGCAGGGCCUGUCUGUCCUGAGCCCUUGGUUUUCCAUCACUGCCCAACCCAGCCCCACCCCCACCCCCGGCUCUUUGCUGACACUGCUGAUUCGGAUGGGGCUAUCCGUGGCUGUGUCCUGGGCACGCGUCAGCCUCACCUGGCUACCCUGCUCGCUCAGCAGAGCGUUGUGUGUCCUUCAGCAGCUGACCUGCACCCCCGGUCACUCCAGCCUAGCCUGAGGAAUCCCGACUCCACCCCUUUCUGUCCUACAUCUGUUGUGGUGUCUGCCUGUCCCAUACUGAGAAAACACAGGUCCUCCUCCUCUAGCAGGGGGGACACCUGCCCAUGUCUUCCUGCAAGGCCUCUCUGGAUGGGGGCUCCCAGAAACCCUCAGACGACACAUGCCUCCCCAUGUACACACAGCCAAGUGGCCCCAAGUCCUGGACAGAGAUGGCGUGAACACUGGAAGGCCGUCUCCACUGCGUCCUGCUCGGUGGUACAGCCAUGCAGUGCCUCACCCUCCUGGCUGCGUGGGGCGGCCGGGGUCCCUCCUGUAGGUCUGAGGAUGGCCAAAGGCAGGUUUCCCCAGGGACGCGUGGAAGGCAAGACAGGGAUGGGGGGAGGGGGUGAGGAGCCAGCAGCCACAGGGCGCUGGGGUCCCCAGCCUCCGGGUCCGACUCCUUUGGCUUCCGGGCAGCUGGGAGGCACACAGGUUGCACCACCUGCUGGGGACAGAUGUGUAAACAGGGAAGCCAUCUUAGAUCAGUCUGCUGAGGCCUGGCCGACUGCUCGGGCUCACAAGUCGUGGGCAGCGUGCAGGAUGGCCUGUGGCAAUAGCCCCUCCGAACGCCACGUCUGUGCACUCUCAUCCCCCACGGCGCGGGCCACGAGCAGCCAGAACUCGAGUCUCACCUCCCACCAGCAGCCCCAGCCAACCCCAGGCCCUAGACACAAAGCACACAUCUCGGGACCGUCCCCCAGCCAUGGGGAGCCUGAGGAAGUCUGCCGCAUCUCUUGCACACCCCAGCGUGCCACCCCCCAAUCGUCAGUCCUUCAGGGCCCCGCGGUCUUGCCUUCACCCUGUACAAAGUGUGGGCCCGCAAGCCACGUGCACUCAGAAUUGCAUGCCGUGAAGCCCCCAUGUGUGUGAAACCCACUUUGAACUGGAAACCACGCAGCAUGCACGGAGGGAUGGGCCUGUCUCGGGCUGUCUGCCGGCUGGCCGCAGAGCGUCCCCGCGACACAGUGCACCCUGGGGCCCAUGCCCGGGUGGCCAGUGCCCACACUGAUUACGCAGCGUGUCCCAGCCCAGCCGCCCCUCCUCCCCACUCCCCUCUUCCCGGCUGCACGAUUGCACACCCCCCCUGCACAAGGAAGGUAACAAGUGACCGCCACCACUUUACAGUAGUUUCCGUUCCCACUGACGGUCAACCCAAAGCCCACCCUGGGGUUUUCCUGAGUCGCUGAGAAAGGUGGUGUGAGCCCCGCACCCUUCCGUGUCCAGCCAGCCGUGGCCGUGUCCCACCACGGAAGGCAGGGUGGGUGGGCAGGGGACACGCUCUCCACCCACGAGCUCACCUGAGAACAGUUCAGACAGAGCCAGGUGACGGGGUCGGAGUGACGCCGGCUCUCGGUCCCUGGGUCCCUUCUGUCGAUAGAUUUGUAUAAUCAAUACGGGUCUAUUUUUACGUCAGCCCCACACUGUACCUUCCGGUCUUUUCCAAGAUUGUUAACCGAGACAAAGAACUGAGUAUUUGGUCCUAUUUUUAUUAACAAAAGAGGUGAACAGACUGAAAAGUAAUGUGAAUGUACAUUUCUUAAAUGCGACUUUUCUACGGGGUGUUUGCACUACACUUUCUGGAAUCUUAUUUAACAAAAAUAAAGGAAAAAAUUGCUUGACUAAA
Suricata suricatta (meerkat) is the source of this 10151-nucleotide messenger RNA. It is a transcript of the gene ADCY1, whose product is annotated as adenylate cyclase 1. Bases 220 to 3114 code for a protein of 964 amino acids. Gene Ontology annotation, biological process: intracellular signal transduction; cAMP biosynthetic process; adenylate cyclase-activating G protein-coupled receptor signaling pathway. NCBI's taxonomy places the organism in Eukaryota, Metazoa, Chordata, Mammalia, Carnivora, Herpestidae. The record is from RefSeq and is a predicted model, not a curated record. Gene Ontology annotation, cellular component: plasma membrane. The transcript is spliced from 21 exons. Gene Ontology annotation, molecular function: adenylate cyclase activity.